AUGCAGGUGGGGCUGAUCUGCGGGGCCGGCGGCUACCUGACUGCUGGACGCUACGGGGAUGGGGUCACGGCCUUGGGGAGCUCGCUGGGCAAGAAGCAGACCUGGAAGCUGAAGGUCACCACAAAGCAAGGGGAACAAACCGUGGUGGAGCUGAUAGGGCAUCAGGGGCAACCCCUCUUGGUGGAUGCCGAUGGCACAGUCCGGUGCGCUCCGCCCGUGUCUGAGCAGCAGAGGCAGUUUCUGCUGGAGGUGCACCCAAGUGGGGCGUGGACCCUCCAGCACGUGCACAGCAGGAAGUACCUGGAAUCUGACGGAGAAGAUGUCUUCUGCAUCACCCGGGGCCUGGCCUCCUACCACAGGUGGAUGCCCCAACUAGCCAUGCACGUCCACGUGGUCUUAUUCAACCCGAGCGCUCAGCUCUACGCCCGAGCAGAUCCCGAGCUGAAUCGGGUCUGGGUCGACACGCCGGUGCCUUACCUCGAGGAGUGCAGCUUUAUCCUGAGGUUCAGGAGCGGGGUGUACCAUUUGGAGACCUCCAACCGUAAGUUUGUCUCCAGAUCAGAGACGCUUGUCACGAAGCCAUCCGCAGAGACGGCCUUUCACCUGACUCUGACGCCAGGAGGCCUGGUGUUCCUUGCAGAUAGGGAGGGACGUAUCCUGUAUCCGCAUGGCAGUCGUGGGCUCCUGUGCCUCGGAGACAACCCUGCUGAUAAUGAAGAGUGGUUUGUUAUCCAGAGGUGUCCACAGUGGGUCAGUCUGAGGACGAGAACCAAGAGAUACAUGACCAUCAUAUGUGAUUCAGAAGUUUAUGCUGGCUCCAAGAAGGUGACCCCGAUGUCUGUCUUCCACUUGGAAGUUAACUCCGGUGCCAAAACUGUGCAGUUAAAAGGCAUCAAUCACAGUUACCUGGCUCAGAGAGAGUGCAAGAGCGUGGUGGCCGAUGGCUGCUGCAGGGAACCAGAGACCAGCUUCCACGUUCUGUGGCAUUACGGGAAAACCUUCCUGCGAGCUUGCAAUGGCCGCUACCUGGGCACGCUUCCUGUUGGGUUGGUGGUAGCCAGAGCUGUGCACCCAGGGCCCAACGAGGAGUUCAGACUGCGCCUCGCCAACCGCUCCUUUGUGAUGCUGCGCGGCCGGUACGGUUAUGUGGGGAGUUCCGGUGGCCACCGGGUCCUGCGGUGCAACCUCCUGGAGCCAGACUGCAUUGAGCUGCUGCCCUGCAAACGUGGCGUCUACCACCUCCAGACCCGUGGCAAAAGCUUUUGGUCUCUGACUUCAGAAAAGACAUUUAAGACUUGGGGGAAGUUUGCCUUGAAUUUCUGCUUGGAGAUCCGAGGGAACAACCUUCUGGCUAUUCUUGCCCCCAAUGGGUACUACCUGCGCGGGGACCGGGAAGGUGCCCUCGUGGCUGACAGCGAGGAAGUGACUGGUGAGAGCAUCUGGGAGUUCUAGCUCUAGGAAGGUAACGGGGCAGAGGGCAGUUGGGAGGACCAGCUCCCCGCCCCUGGAGGUGGCCAGUGGAUCCCUUUGGGUCUUGAUCUGCCCAGCUCCCUUAGCAGCCACUGCAGAACGAUCUCUGUCGGUUAACAUGGAAAACUUGCCUCGAUACCUGGAUGU
This is a messenger RNA of Eublepharis macularius, 1617 nucleotides long. It is a transcript of the gene FSCN3, whose product is annotated as fascin actin-bundling protein 3. The coding region runs from base 1 to 1452 and encodes 483 amino acids. Gene Ontology annotation, molecular function: protein-macromolecule adaptor activity; actin filament binding. Gene Ontology annotation, biological process: cell migration; establishment or maintenance of cell polarity; actin filament bundle assembly. The transcript has 6 exons. Gene Ontology annotation, cellular component: ruffle; lamellipodium; growth cone. The record is from RefSeq and is a predicted model, not a curated record. NCBI's taxonomy places the organism in Eukaryota, Metazoa, Chordata, Lepidosauria, Squamata, Eublepharidae.